CCCGGCGACCCCCGUCUGCAGCACCGCAGGCGGUCUCGCCCCUCGGGAGGGCAAGGGCCGUUGCUGGUUUGCUGGCGUGCCCGUUCCUGCUGGUGUUGGUGACGUUCGGGGGUCCUUCCCGCGGGAGGACUGUGGGCCUCGGCCGUGCCGGCGGCCGCUGUCCUGGGGGGACGCGCUAGGGCCGCGGGGCUGUUGUUGGCGGCGGCCCAGGGACUCCGGUGGGGAGGAGGGCGAGUGGCGGGGUCGAUGCGAUCGGCAGCGAUGGGGUGGUGCCAUCGGCUCUCGGCUGGCGCAGCCUGCGGCGGCGGGCGCGUGACCCACCGCCGGGAGCAGCCGGGCCGGGCCGGGCCGGGGUCCCGCGGCCUCGAGAUCCCGCGGGCGGAUCCCCCGGACCGUUCCGGGCCGGGCUGCGACACCGCGGGGACAGCAGCGCUGCGCAGGUGGGUGGUCACGGCGCGACAGCCGCUGGCCUGACGGACAAGCCCCGAGAGGUGCCGGCUCGGUAAGCACGGUGUGAUAGGUGCCGACGCGAUGAACGAAUCCCCUGCUCGGUGUGAGGGAUCUGGGUAGUGCCGGAGAAUCAGUGCUGGCAGACCUUGGGUCUGUUUUGGUUUUGUUUGUUUUGUUCUCAGCAAAGCUGCAGAGUGUUUUUAUAGGGAUGAACUGAAGUGAUUCCAAAAGGACCACGGGAUGAUGGAAGCCCUGUGGGGGGCCUCUGGUCCAGCGUCCUGCUCAGAGCAGAGACAGCUCCGAGGUCACACCAGGGGCUCGGGGCUUUGUCCCAUGAGGUCUGGAAAACCUUUGAAAUGGAGAGUACACCACUUGCUUCUCAGUUUUUCUGUCUCAUAGCGACCUUUUAUCCAGUAGGGCCCUCCCAUGUUCAGGAUGUGCCCAGUAUGUUCCAUCACUCUGCACUGCUGUUGUAAAACUCACUGCGAUGCUUGUGUUAUAUUUGGCUGCUGAAAUUGAAGCAAAAGAAGAGAGAGACUCGGGUUUAUCUCUGCCCUCCCAACAUUCCAGAUUUGGCAUAGACAACACUGCAGGAAGAAAAUGACCCACUGGUUCCAUCGCAACCCUCUGAAGGCUACAGCUCCCGUUUCAUUUAAUUAUUAUGGGGUAACCACCACUCCAGCGGCAACAAAGGUUUGCAAUGACUUGCGGUUGUCUCGAACACGGCUAUUGGAGCUGUUUACAGAUUCAAGUUGUAAUCCAGAAAUUAUGAAGAAUGCAGCUGACUUGUACUUCUCUCUUCUGCAAGGUUUUAUCCUUUCACUGGAUGACUCUUCCCAAGAAUGUAAAUUGAGAUAUAUUCAGAAUUUCAAGUGGACUGACACAUUACAAGGACAAGUCCCGAGUGCCCAGCAGGAUGCAGUAUUUGAACUGAUUUCCAUGGGAUUUAAUGUAGCUCUAUGGUACACAAAAUAUGCAUCAAGACUUGCUGGAAAAGAAGAUAUAACAGAAGAUGAAGCAAAAGGUGUGCACCGCAGCCUGAAGAUAGCAGCUGGGAUUUUUAAACACCUGAAGGAAAGUCACAUUCCAAAAUUGAUUACACCUGUGGAAAAGGGAAGAGAUUUAGAAGCUCGACUUAUAGACUCCUACAUCAUACAGUGUCAAGCUGAAGCUCAAGAAGUCACAAUUGCUCGGGCUAUUGAGCUGAAACACAGUCCAGGCCUAAUAGCUGCUCUUGCUUAUGAAACAGCCAACUUCUACCAAAAAGCUGAUCAAACAUUAUCCAGUUUGGAUCCAACCUAUGCAGGUAAAUGGAGGAAGUACUUAAACUUGAAGAGCUGUUUCUAUAUGGCCUACGCAUACUGUUACCAUGGCCAGACUUUGCUGGUGAGUGAUAAAUGUGGGGAAGCGAUCAGAUCUCUGCAGGAAUCAGAAAAAUUUUUUGCCAAGGCUGAAACAUUGUGCAAAGAAUAUGGAGAAACCAAAGGGCCUGGGACUACUGCCAAACCUUCUGGACAUCUUUUCUUUAGGAAAUUAGGAAGUUUGAUUAAGAACACAUUAGAAAAAUGCCAGAGAGAGAAUGGAUUUAUCUAUUUCCAGAAGGUGCCAGCAGAAGCUCCCCAGCUGGAAUUGAAAGCAAACUAUGGCUUAGUAGAGCCUGUUCCUUUUGAGUUUCCUGCUUUGAAUGCACACUGGACUCCUGAAACAGUUGCAGCAUUUGAUCUCACCAAGAGGCCAAAGGAGGAUGCUGAUAAACCAAAACCAGAUGAAGAAGUAAAACCUCUGAAGGAACCAAAUAUAAAGCCUCAAAAAGACAGUGGAUGCCAGAUUUCUUAAAUGCCAUAAGUGCUUUGAGUUUGCUUUGAAAUUCUAUUCACAGGACUCUGGGGCUUUUGUUCUGAUCUCCUUUUUUGAUUCUCCUCUUUUCAUUUACAAGGCUAAUUUAGUUUAUCUUUGUUAAUAUGUGUCUAUCUUGCUUUAGAUUGUGGUGGAUUUCUUGGAGAUUAUUUAUAUCUGACUUACUUUUGGUUUCAAUGGGAUAUCAUAGAAUGAGUGGGCUUAAAUGUUCUUAUUGUGCCUCUAGGGAGUUGCUUUUUGUGGGUUUAGUUUUACCCACAAAUAGCAAAGGAAGUAUAAUGGGUGUAAUGCUUGAGGGUUUUUCCAUUAUCUUAUAUGCUGUAUCAUGUCCAAUUCUGCAAACAGAAGUUUGCAUGAACAGUUAUAUUUAUUCAAGUUUUGUCGUUCAGGCUUAGAACCCUCUUGUGUUUGAAUUCAACUAUUUGUAGUGAGGGAAGAAAAUCUGGGUUUGGUUUGUAACAGUCCUAUGAUAUGUCACAGGACUUGCACAGAACUUGGCAAACUUCAAGUUCUGCAUAACAGGAGUACAAUUUAUGUUCUGAAACUAUUCGUCUCUGUUCUUUCCUCUAUAGAUGAGGGUUUUUAUAUCAGAAUUUGUAAUAAGGUACCUUAGCUUUGUGCUUUAAUCCAAAUCCCUUAGUAUCAAAGUGUAUCUGAAAAUGAUGCAGCAAGCAAUAUGGAAGUGCUUUAAAGGAAAGCAUCCCUGUCCCAUUCGUUCAGAGUUUUUGAAUCUUCAAAGCUUUGUUAAGUUUGAAGGCUGUAGAUAGUUCAAAUCCCCUGCACUGGAAUUCCUGAAGCUGUCAUGCUCAGGUAGCGUAUUUGGAAGUUGCUGUGUUUCCAGAUGGGUGGUGUCUAUAAUAAGCUGUCAGGAAAACAGGAGGGAAAGACAAGUUGAAGAGCUGAUAGCACAGCUGGGAAGCCAAGCUCUAGAUUUUCUUUAUGCCCUAUGUGUAAACAGUGCUGCUUCUCAGGUUUUGCAGUAUUGCACUAAAAUCAGGUCUUUCUGAAGAAAACUUGUGAGAAACCAAGCCCAGUCAAGGCUAAGAAAGAAUGGAUUUUGUAGAACUUGCUGCUUCUAUUUCUGCCUGCUGUGGAAAAUGUGACAGCAUUCUUUAGUGCUGAGCACUGCAAAACACCCUUGACAACAAAAAACAUCUUUCUGAUUUGUUGCAAAUGCAAAGGCAUAUGAUGCAUGUGUUGACUUGAGAGCCUUGCAAUCCCUGGGUACCGGUUGCUACACUUCUCUUGGCCUGAGAAAGAAACUGAGCAGCCUUCCAGUGAACACGAUGGCAGAUGUACUUCCUGCGAUGUAAACUGUAAACACAUUCCUCAUUUUGUACUCUUUGUUCACCUUACACUGUGCUGUGAUUCAGUGCUUCUAAAAUCCUUAAUGGGGCUUGGAGACUCUUAGCUUAGAGAGCAGGUGUGUAACUCCUUGAAGGCCUGUGAAACAAAAGCUGCCAAGGAGGUUAAUAGGGAACUCAAGACUCUUCCUGAGAUACUGGACCAAAUUACAAAAUUUGUUGAUGCAAAAGGCAAAGAGACUUUUAAUGCUGGUGAUUAUGGGUUGAUCAAAUGCAGACCUCCUUGCUUCCCAUGAUGGAUUUUUCUUUCUGUCAGAUCUGCACAUAAAACUAAGUGUAAAGUGAGCUGAAUUUCUUUGGAAGAAGUGUCUCUUCUGCAGGAGCCUAGAGGAUAAUGAGUAUCAAGAAGAAUACAUACCUGAAAUGGCUCCAUUUCUUCUGGUGCUGCACAGGGACCUGGUGUACGUUUCAUGAAGAGUUACUCAAAUCUGUUCCUAACUUGAUCAGCUGACUCAUUAGACUUCUUGCAUUGUUAAAAUACCAGCUUAGGUUUUGCCAGAGUAGACUGUGGAGAUUUUAAUUCUAAAAAUGUAUUCUAGCUGUAGUCAUCAACAUUUUCUCAGCCUGCCCCCUUUAAGGAUCAAGAUACAGUUAACUCAGUUUCAUAAUCACAAUUUUUUUAGCUGCUCAUUGUUUUUCAGAAUUCUUUGUCAAUAUAUACACAUCUCAACUGGAUUAGUUUUCUUUCUGUUCAGACUAGAUCCCAUUUUCCCUCAUCCCCUCAUUUUCCCUUCUAUCUGCUACAAACUGUGGCACAGACUUACCCUCGUUUGCUAAUGUACUUGUAGGUCCUGGGACUCAUUUCCAAUGCAGCUUUUACCCAUGGGUGGGUUCCUGUAGAGGAACAUCUUAAAAUCAAAUUAACAAAUCAUGACUAAGUCAUUCCCAAACAUCUUGGAAGGAAAGAUUAUUUUAUGGACUUGGAAUUCUUUGGACACUUUCUCAAACUGAGCUGUUUGUAUGAAUCAAGUUCACUGUAAAUAGUUUGGGGCAUAACCAAGUGAAUUGUGUCAGAUGAUGGCAUUACUUAAGCCUAGCUUAAGUAUAACCUCUUGUGCCAUAGCUGUUUCAGUAAAUAUGAUGUAGUAGUUUAAGAAUAGAAUAAUGGAACAAAUUAAUUCACUUAACAUGCAUUGCUUUUCAAGACAAACUUUAUUUACUUGUAGCUGAAAACCUGUGGUAAAUAUUGGAUGGUUUUGCCAAAAAAUAAGCUGGAGACUGUUAAGUUUGCAAAGGAGAGAGAGCUGUGAGGCAAUGAGCAGUUUUCUCUUCUGGUUUUCUUGGGUAGUAGCAGGAAUUACUAUAAAUAGGAUAUAGAUUAACUGUCCAGUAUGCUUAAGAAUAUGAGUGAAGGAACUGGGAGUUUCAGUGAAUCUGGAAACCCAGCAGCCAUGUUCCUUCUCUUAUAGCUCCCUGUAGUAAUUUUUAAGAGUGAGGUUUUUUGAGUUGUGACUUUUUAAUAUUCUAAUGCUGCAAGAGCCUGAUUUUGUGGCCUCUCUCUGGUUUUAGAAGCUGUCAUGGCUAAGCCUGCAAAUCAUGUUGGUGUAAAUAAUCUUUAAAAAUUUGUGCCCCAUCUGAAGCAGGACAGAACUGCAGCUGAAUAAAAUACGGAGUGCUGUGCCCUCUGUUUUGUGUUUUAAGAAAA
Molecule: messenger RNA, 5316 nt
Organism: Passer montanus (Eurasian tree sparrow)
Lineage: Eukaryota; Metazoa; Chordata; Aves; Passeriformes; Passeridae
Gene: BROX
Product: BRO1 domain and CAAX motif containing
Exons: 13
Coding region: 1051-2286 (411 amino acids)
Source: RefSeq, a predicted model, not a curated record